AUUCUCCCGCGUUUCUUUGCGCAUGCGCAGUUUAGAAAUUUUGAGAAGUAGAGGCUAUUUCCGAAGUUCAUUCUCUCUCUGACACAAGUUUAUAUAUAUUACUCUAAAAAUAUACAUGAGCCUUUUCUUUUAAACUAUUUAUCAAUAACAUAAGUGAAAGAUAGAACGUAAACAAAACGUAAACAAAACUAUAAAAAAUAAUAAUGGAUACUGAUAAAGAAAAAAAUAGUUGUACGUUUUUAUUUAAAAAACGAAAAAUACGCAACAAUGCCACUCGACAACGUAAAAACUCAUCAGGAAGUAGUGAAGAUGAAACCAAGGUAGUAAAAAAAGAACGCAGAAACUUGGGUCCAAAUCCUUUACGACAAAGUACGAAUACAUCAAGUAAACGAAAAACAACAAAGACAGAGAGCAGUGAAGAUGAAGAAAAUAUAACAGUCUCAUAUAAAAGCCGUAGAACAGCAGUAGUAGCAGGUCCAAGUGAUCAAGGUGCAACUGCAGUAAUUGAAACAGAAACAGAAUUAGAAAAAGACGCUCAAUCAAUAUUUGAACGGGCACAGAAAAUAAAUGAAGAACUUGAGGGUAAAGAAGAUGAUAAAAUAUACCGUGGAUUAAAUAAUUACUCUCAGUAUUACAAGAAAAAAGACACUGCUGCUGGUAAUGCAUCCAGUGGAAUGGUACGUAAAGGUCCAAUAAGAGCACCUGCGAAUUUACGUGCCACUGUACGAUGGGAUUACCAACCAGAUAUUUGUAAAGAUUAUAAAGAGACGGGUUACUGUGGAUUUGGAGACAGUUGUAAAUUUUUACACGACCGUUCGGAUUAUAAAUUAGGCUGGCAACUUGAACGCGACGCAGUCACUGGUGCUGGAAAUAGCGGCGACGAAGAUGAUAAAAAAUACGAAAUCGACAGUGAUGAAGAUAAUUUACCAUUUAAAUGUUUCAUCUGUCGCGAUACAUUUGUUGAUCCCAUUGUUACUAAAUGUAAGCAUUAUUUCUGUGAAAAAUGUGCCUUAGAGCAGUACAAAAAAUCAACUAGAUGUUACGUAUGUAAUGUUCAAACAAACGGUGUUUUUAAUCCUGCUAAAGAAAUAAUUGCGAGAGUUAAAUCUGAAGAUAAUAAAAUAGCUCAUAAGUCCAGUGACGAGAAUAGUGAUGAUGAUAAUUGUUAAAUGUUAAAUUGAUUCUGAGAAACUGAUGUCCGUAGUUUGGAGUUGAUGUUUUACGGAGGAUAUAACAUAGCGUUGAAUGUACAGCAGUCAAUGUGUGUCAGUUGGAUAGUAUUCACUCGAGACAGCUUAUGUGUCGCGUGGGUAGCUAAAUAUGUGAGUGUGUGUUUGUGUCCGAGGGACCGACUCACUGUCUUUUAAAUCGAUACAAAACACACAAGACAAAAUAAUAUUUUUUUCAUUUUGUAUAUUUAACAAUAAUUAUUUUAAUAAAAAUGUGUAGAUAAUUGUU
Microplitis demolitor is the source of this 1458-nucleotide messenger RNA. It is a transcript of the gene mdlc, whose product is annotated as E3 ubiquitin-protein ligase RNF113A. Gene Ontology annotation, molecular function: metal ion binding. The record is from RefSeq and is a predicted model, not a curated record. Gene Ontology annotation, cellular component: U2-type spliceosomal complex. Bases 204 to 1169 code for a protein of 321 amino acids. Lineage: Eukaryota; Metazoa; Arthropoda; Insecta; Hymenoptera; Braconidae. The transcript has 5 exons. Gene Ontology annotation, biological process: snoRNA splicing.